Messenger RNA from Ceratitis capitata (Mediterranean fruit fly), 721 nucleotides. RefSeq names its product 39S ribosomal protein L36, mitochondrial (gene mRpL36). The transcript has 2 exons. The coding region runs from base 69 to 506 and encodes 145 amino acids. NCBI's taxonomy places the organism in Eukaryota, Metazoa, Arthropoda, Insecta, Diptera, Tephritidae. Gene Ontology annotation, cellular component: mitochondrial large ribosomal subunit; ribosome. Gene Ontology annotation, molecular function: structural constituent of ribosome. Gene Ontology annotation, biological process: ribosome biogenesis; translation. The record is from RefSeq and is a predicted model, not a curated record.
CUGAUUAGUAACUUUUAUAUCAGCUGUGAAAAUUAAGCAAUCGUUUCGGAAGCAAAACUUGCGCAAAGAUGUCCUUCAUCUCGAAAAUCGGCGCACAUAUGUACAAAGGUAGUUUGCGUUUGUUGACUCUCGCCGCAUCUACUGUGCAAACAUCAACCGUCAGCGCAAAUAAUCGAACAUAUCACAUAAUGGCCAAUUGCCGCACGUUGGCAGCAAGUGGACCAAUUGCGGGAAAUAGUUGUACCGCAACAGCUUCUGCUGGAGUUGAUAGCGGGUUGCAACGUCUGCUUACACCGUUCAAUUCAUUAUUAACACAAGUGGCCGGUUUUAAGGUUAAGGGUCGCUUGAAACGCCGCUGCAAGGAUUGCUAUUUUGUAGUGCGAGAAGAACGUUUAUACGUUAUUUGUCCAACACACCCGCGUCAUAAACAAAUGGCUAUGAAGAAACGCCCAAAGAAUACAUGGAUACUAACACAUGCUACACAAUCGAAAAUUAGACCGUACUAAGGGGAAAAUUUAAGUGGAAAGUGCAAUGUAGUAUGUAUUUGCAUUAUUUCGUGUUGUUGACAAGUUUUUAAGCCUUUAAAAAUAAAAUUGCCAAAAAAAAGUUUUUCGUGACAUUUAUGUAUUGAAAAUUAGCACAAAUGCUUUGGACAAACUGUUGAGAUCGGGAAGACCAUCAGUUCUUUGCCAUAUAAGACAUAUUGGAAAUUGAUUGAAAA